GAAAAAAAUUGCGCUCAUCUCCAUUUUCUCAAUUACGACUUGAACCGAUAUGUAUCCCACUUCUGAUAACGGCCGGGGUGGCUCGCUAUCAGAAUUAUUAUUGAUUGAGAUCACUUGUGGGCGGCUGUGGGUAAUAUCGGAUUCAAGGAAUACACUGCUUAUCACUUCUCAACUCGUUAUAAUUGAUUCACAGGCUCAUGUACAACGAACAAUGCUUUAGCUACGAUCCAUAUUUCCAGAAUGACUAAUGUCAGACGCGCAUCGUACAAGAAGUCUCUUCGAACACAGCUCGUGUUCUAAUUUCGAUUUAUUAAAGUUGAUUUCUUCUUCUGAUUGCGACAUAUAGAUGAUUACUUAAGUACUUAUGCUCAAUGAAUAACCUAAUUCUACGUAAGUCAAUGUCAGAAGUCAGAAGAAGCGGGAGAUGUGUGUCAGGACCACGUCAAAUGGAGGUCUGUGGUCUCUGCCUACCCCUCUGGGUUACGGGCGUCAUUUGGACGAAGAAGAAGGUCAUUACCAAUGGAUAGAGGGUCUGGCGAUCUUAAUAUCUGUUAUAGUUGUCGUCAUAGUCACAGCAUUCAACGAUUACACGAAAGAAAGACAAUUCAGAGGGCUUCAAUCGAGGAUAGAGGGCGAGCACAAGUUCGCAGUCAUCCGUGGCGGUGAGGUGAAGCAGGUGCCUAUCAGCGAGAUCGUGGUGGGCGACAUUUGUCAGAUCAAGUAUGGAGAUCUGUUGCCUGCUGACGGUGUGCUGCUGCAGAGUAACGACCUCAAGGUCGAUGAGUCCUCGCUUACGGGAGAGUCGGACCAUGUCAAGAAAGGUGAAUCUUUUGAUCCCAUGGUGCUAUCUGGUACUCACGUUAUGGAAGGUUCUGGCAAGAUGUUGGUGACGGCUGUGGGUGUGAACUCGCAGGCCGGCAUCAUCUUGACUCUGCUGGGCGCGGCUGUCGACAAACAGGAGAAGGAAAUCAAGCAGAUGAAGAAAGAAGCUAAAAAGCAGCAGCGCAAGGGGACCCAGCGCAAGAGUCUCACCGGAGAUGAAGAUGCAACUCUGGCGGCGAGCAGCAACAGUCAUGGCGCCAACCAUCGUGAAGACAACCACGUGGCGCCCACAGACAAACCCGCUGAGACAUCGCACAAGAAGGAGAAGUCGGUGCUGCAAGCCAAGCUCACUAAACUCGCCAUACAGAUCGGUUACGCGGGUUCCACAAUCGCAGUGCUGACGGUGAUCAUCCUGGUGGUGCAGUUCUGUGUGCGCACCUUUGUCAUCGACGGCAAACCUUGGAAGGCGACUUACAUCAACAACCUGGUGAAGCAUCUCAUCAUCGGUGUGACAGUGCUGGUGGUGGCCGUGCCUGAAGGAUUACCUCUCGCUGUUACAUUGUCACUCGCAUACUCUGUUAAGAAAACGAUGAAAGACAACAACUUGGUGCGUCACUUAGACGCGUGUGAGACGAUGGGCAAUGCGACCGCGAUCUGCUCAGACAAGACUGGUACUCUCACAACCAACCGUAUGACUGUGGUCCAGUCCUACAUCUGCGAGAAGCUGUGCAAGGUCACGCCCAACUUUAGAGAUAUACCUGCGGAAGUUGGCGAGACUAUGAUCGAAGGAAUGUCUGUUAAUAGUGCCUUCACUUCUGGUGUCAUGCCGGCGGCGGAGCCCACAUCGCCUCCAAUACAGAUCGCUAACAAGACGGAGUGCGCAUUGCUCGGGUUUGUGCUCGCGCUGGGACAGAGCUACGAGGCGGUGCGCGAGCGCAACCCGGAGGAGUCCUUCACACGAAUAAACAUCCAUUAA
Molecule: messenger RNA, 1798 nt
Organism: Papilio machaon (common yellow swallowtail)
Lineage: Eukaryota; Metazoa; Arthropoda; Insecta; Lepidoptera; Papilionidae
Product: plasma membrane calcium-transporting ATPase 1-like
Exons: 11
Coding region: 425-1798 (457 amino acids)
Biological process (GO): regulation of cytosolic calcium ion concentration
Cellular component (GO): intracellular membrane-bounded organelle; membrane
Molecular function (GO): P-type calcium transporter activity; ATP hydrolysis activity; ATP binding
Source: RefSeq, a predicted model, not a curated record